Molecule: messenger RNA, 1182 nt
Organism: Oryza sativa Japonica Group (Japanese rice)
Lineage: Eukaryota; Viridiplantae; Streptophyta; Magnoliopsida; Poales; Poaceae
Source: RefSeq, a predicted model, not a curated record
GGCGAAAUGGCAUUAUAGCGAAACCCUCUUUUGAUAGGGGCAGAAUGUCCAAUUUCUCGUUGGCCGCGUGAAAUUGAUCCACGAUUGAAUCCCAAAAGCCCCAAAGCCCCACACACUCCUCGUUCUCCAGCCACCUCCAGCCCUACUAUGCCUCGCCCAAAGCGCCGCCGGUCGCCCUUGCCGCCGCCGGCGCCGCCUGGCUUCCCCACGGAGCGGAAACACCAUCUGCCGGAGCUGCAGCCUCCAGCGGUGGCCGCGGCGUCUCCUGGCGUCGCUGGAGUUCCCGCCGAUCUUGGCGACGCGCUCCUGCGCUGCGGCAAGCUCCUGGACAAGCUCCUGGAGCACGAGGACGGGUGGGUCUUCGCCGAGCCGGUGGACGCGCGCGCCCUCCGCCUCGUCGACUACUACCUGCGCAUCUCCGACCCCAUGGACCUCGGCACCGUCCGCCGCCGCCUCGAGCGCCGCCGCUACGCGGACCCGUGGGCGUUCGCCGCCGACGUCCGGCUCACCUUCAACAACGCCAUGUCCUACAACAGCGCGGGCGACCCCGUGUACGAGAGCGCCGCCGAGCUCUCCGAAAUCUUCGAGGCCGGGUGGCCCUCCGUUCUCGCGGCGCCACCGCGCCCGCCCGACGCCGAGCGCAAGCGGAGGCUCAGUGGUUUGCUCCCGCGGCUGCCGGUGGGUGCACAGGUGACGGUGGCCGAGAUCAUGAAGAAGCGGGACGGGUGCCUGCGGGAGGUGAACGGGAUGAUGGAGGUGGACCUGGACAGGGCGGACUCCGCGACGCUGGACGAGCUCGACCGGAUGGUCGCGGAGCACGGGGCCGCCCUCGCCGGCGUGGUUAAGGUGAAGCAGGAGCCAUGAGUGGUGGAUAAUCAAAUUUCAGAAGAAUGCUGUUGGCUUCAACAGGACUUCGUGAGACCAUGAGUCCAUAACACCGUAGUUAUCAUAUCCUAGAUAUGUCAACUUUGCAUUUUGUCAGAUGUCAUACCGUUGUGUUUGUAAGUUGGAACAAGCGGGGGUUGUAUGUUGGGAUCAGGGUUUUCUGAUACUGAAACGUUUGGUGAACUAGAAGGGGAAAAUAUGCAAAAAUAUGCAGUGCAAACUCUUAUGUAGUGUAAAACUGAAAACUAUUAUAUGAUACAUAAUAUAUGUCUGAAAUGUCUAUGUUAUUAUGAGUAA